Molecule: messenger RNA, 1763 nt
Organism: Sinocyclocheilus rhinocerous
Lineage: Eukaryota; Metazoa; Chordata; Actinopteri; Cypriniformes; Cyprinidae
Product: connective tissue growth factor-like
Exons: 5
Coding region: 78-1133 (351 amino acids)
Biological process (GO): signal transduction; positive regulation of cell differentiation; cell adhesion
Cellular component (GO): extracellular region; extracellular matrix
Molecular function (GO): integrin binding; heparin binding
Source: RefSeq, a predicted model, not a curated record
CUGACAGCGAUCACACACACCAGAGAACCAAAACAAACCAGUGGAGUGUGCGCUUCUGCAGGGAACUCUUGGAGGAAAUGGCUGGAACAGUAUUCACCAGAUCAUGCAUCGCUCUCUGCUUGCUUAUACAUACGGCGCUGUGUCAGGACUGCUCUCAGCCCUGUGACUGCCCGGCUGAGAGCCCUUUGUGUCCUGUAGGCACCAGUCUAGUGCUGGAUGGCUGUAGCUGCUGUAAAGUGUGUGCCCGACAGGCAGGAGAGCCCUGCUCUUUCCUCGAGCCAUGUGACCAUCAUAAGGACCUGUAUUGUGACUAUGGUGUGCUGAGUGACACUGAGACAGGCAUCUGCAUGGCUCAAGAGGGUCAGACGUGUGACCUAGGCGGUGUGAUUUACCGCAGUGGUGAGACGUUUCAGCCCAGCUGCAAACAUCACUGUGUCUGCAUGAAUGGGGAGAUUGGCUGCGUGCCGACCUGUGCCAGCAACAUACGGCUGCCCUCUCCUGACUGUCCCUACCCAAGACGCGUCCAGAUCCCUGGCAAAUGCUGCGAGGAGUGGGUGUGCGACCAGAUCCCACAGGAAGACACCUUCCAGUCAGCAAUGGCUGGUAGGUCAAUCGCAUAUAGAGAACUAUCCGAUCAGGAUGUCCAGCCUGAGAGCGCAAGGGACAACUGCAUCGUUCAGACCACUGACUGGAGCGAAUGCUCUGCAACCUGUGGCAUGGGGGUGUCCUCUCGCGUAACCAACGACAAUGAGCAAUGCCAGCUGGAGCGGCAGACUCGCAUUUGCAUGAUCCGCCCCUGCAAUGCAGAGCUGGAAAAGGACAUCAAGAGAGGGAAGAAGUGUGUGCGGACCCCAAAGAGCCAGCGCGGGAUGCGUUUCGAACUGUCCGGAUGCCAGAGCGCCAGGCUGUAUAAGCCGAAGUUCUGCGGGGUGUGUACAGACGGCCGCUGCUGCACGCCUCACGCCACCAUCACGGCCGAGGUGGAGUUCCGCUGUCCCGAGGGAGACUCCUUCAGGAAGAAGAUGAUGUUCAUUAAGACCUGCUCCUGUCACCACGAUUGCCCCCGUGAGAACGAUAUCUUCCUCGCCUCAAACUCACGGAGAAUGAUCGGGGACUAUGAUAAUGACAUGUGAGGAGCUGGCCGGUGUAACACACACACACUGACGAUCAAGCAAAUGUGCAUAUGAGGCAGCUCCGUGUUUUACUGAACCCUGAAAUUCUCACGACUCGUGAGCAGACAAAAACGAGAAUGUUUGACAUGAAGUGGGCAUCGAUAAUGGCCCCGCAAACUUUUCUUCUCUUGUUUUGUAUUUUGUGAAGCUCUGAAGUCAUCUGGCUGUUUGACUGGUCCUGCUACAGCAGACCUAAAGCACUGAGAACUUUGUGUUAGAAAGAUGGUUCACUCAAAAAUGACAUUUCUGUCAUCAUUUACUCCAACCUCAUGUUGUUUCAAACCUAUAAACUGUUAUUUUUUUCAGAAUACAAAAAGAGUUUUUGAAGAAUCUUGAUGCAGCUCUUUUCCAUACGAUGAAAAUUUAUAGUCACCAUAUCUGUAAAGCUCACCACAAAACCAAAACCGAAAUAUAGUCCAUACAAGUGUUUCACUAUUUUCCAAAUUCUGAAGGAAUAAGGAACACACUGACAUUUAAAUCAAUAACAAUUUGGUCACUAUACAAUGUCAUUGUGUAGAAAAAGCUGCAUGAAGUUUCUUUAAAAAAUUCUCCUUUUGUUCUGGAACAAAAUGUCAUGGGUUUGGAAUAGUG